AAUCAAUGUCUGCAGAUGCUGGUACUCAAGUACAACAACCUGACGGCCGUGGGAGCCAGGAGGAUCGGAGACUUGCUGAGGAGCACGGUGCCGCUAGCAGGGUUGGACUUGAGCCACAACAUGCUGGGAGACGAGGGUUUCAAGGAGCUUUACUCUGCUCUCAGAGAGAACUCAAGCCUUACGAGCCUCUCCUUGCGUGCCAACGGCUUGACCAACGCUUCUCAGCUCCUCCUCCACGAC
Guillardia theta CCMP2712 is the source of this 240-nucleotide messenger RNA. RefSeq lists its product as hypothetical. The transcript has a single exon. Lineage: Eukaryota; Cryptophyceae; Pyrenomonadales; Geminigeraceae. Gene Ontology annotation, molecular function: protein binding. The annotation marks the transcript as partial. The record is from RefSeq and is a predicted model, not a curated record.